AAUUUGGUCCUUGAUACUCCUUUCUAGGUUGAUGGAGCAAGAAAGCAAAAUGUCCCUGCAAAGAUGGUAAGUCCAUGGGAUGAUAUUUUCACUAACUUGAGCAUUGGCGGAUUGCUGUCUGAGGCAUCUUUGCAAGGAAAGAUCAGCAACUGGGAAACUAAAAUGGAUUUGCAGCCAAUCCAGUUAGUUUCUGAUAUUAGUGUUGGAGGCUUGCUGUCUGAAGUGUCUUUGCAGGGGAAGAUGUCUACUGGAAUGAAACAAGAGAACAGAGUAGGAUUGCAGCCAUCUUCAUUUGCUUCGUUUAUUAGCUCAGGAAGCUUCUUUUCUGAAGCAUCUUCUCAAGGAAAGGUUAGUGAUUGCAAUUUAGCUUCAAAAGGAAGCAAAUCUGGAUUGAAGGAAACGUCAGAGUAUGGCCAGCACAAUGAGUCAAAAUUUUCAUGGGAUUUUAAUCUCACUAAUUUGAGCAUUGGAGGAUUGCUAUCUGAGGUGUCUCUGCUGGAAAAAGUAAAAAAACAUGACCAAGGAACUGAGGGCAAACCAAGCUCACAACCUACGUCAUCUUUUCCUGAUUCACUCGAUGCUUUUAUAGCUGCCCGCCUAAAUUCACACCCUGAAAUUUCAAAGUCAUCAUCUCAUGAAUUGCACUCGUCUAUCUUGGAUGCUGAAGAGACAUGCCAUGCAUUUCCAGUGCGUAAAAUUUCAUCAGGAAACAAAAAUGCAACUACUUCGUGUGGAACAGCUGGUCCUGGCAAUUGUCAUGAGUCAAGUUCGAAAUCUUUCAGAAUUCCAUCAUCCUCUAGUGCUCCUGAGUUCUCAAUGUGGAGCUUCCUAAUCUUGCUUCCUUCAUUAUCACAUAACUUCUUGAUGUUCUUAUGGAAGGAUGGACCAUUUCUUAAUUCUGGUGUUGUUAUAGUGCACAACUCAAAGUGUGAUUGCACAAGAUCAACCAUCUCAGCAACCAAGGACACCCCUCAUUUCCCGUCCAAGGGGGGUUUCUGAUGAAGACAACAGCGUUGGGCUAAAGGGCAUCAAAUGGGAAGACUCUUUAGGACCAUUUGAUCUUGGAAUGCCUAUCUUGCGACCGGUUAGUAGUGGAGACAGUGUUAGCCUCAGCGAGUUCAGUAAAUAACAUAUUUAUGUAGUCUUGAACUGAUACCAUAGACACUAGGAAAAUUUUCCUCAGCUCGAGGAUCAAAUUCUUGAACAGUUGAAACUCGAAAAGUAAAAAUGAUGCUGUGAAUUGUCCAUAAAAAUAGCUAAAAGAACGAUAUUGUGAUUAUCAAAGACUGGUAUUUUUAUGUAAUAUUAGCCUUAAGUUGGGCUUUUCAUUUA
Molecule: messenger RNA, 1332 nt
Organism: Nicotiana tabacum (common tobacco)
Lineage: Eukaryota; Viridiplantae; Streptophyta; Magnoliopsida; Solanales; Solanaceae
Source: RefSeq, a predicted model, not a curated record